Molecule: messenger RNA, 563 nt
Organism: Hevea brasiliensis (rubber tree)
Lineage: Eukaryota; Viridiplantae; Streptophyta; Magnoliopsida; Malpighiales; Euphorbiaceae
Product: 17.3 kDa class I heat shock protein-like
Exons: 1
Coding region: 36-434 (132 amino acids)
Biological process (GO): response to salt stress; protein folding; response to hydrogen peroxide
Source: RefSeq, a predicted model, not a curated record
UCCUCCAUUCUAAAACUUAAGCCUUGAGAUUGAAAAUGGCAGUGAUUCCAAGCCACUUCGGUAACCCAAGAAGCAGCAUUUUCGAUCCCUUCUCUUUUUUAGCCCUGUGGGAUCCAUUCAAGGACUUUCCUUUCCCUUUCUCUUCUAGUGAAAAUUCUGCCUUUGGUAACACUCGCAUUGAUUGGAAAGAGACUACAGAAGCUCAUAUCAUCAAGGCUCACCUUCCUGCGCUCAAAAAAGAGCAAGUGAAAGUGGAAAUUGAAGAUGACAGAAUGCUGCAAAUCAGCAGAGAGAGGAAUGUGGAGAAGGAAAACAAGAAUGAUAUAUGGCACUGUGUGGAGCGUAGCAGUGGCAAGUUAUUGAGGAUGUUCAGGCUGCCGGAGAAUAUGAAAAUGGAUAAGCUCGAGGCUUCUAUGGAGCGUGACUGUUCCUAAAGAAGAAAACAUGAAAGCGGAUGUUAAGGCUAUUGAGAUUUCUGGCUGAGAUACUAUUUCUUGUGAAAAAUAUGUAGAUAGAUAAAAGAUUGGUGUUUGUUCUGUAAAUUUACAGGUAUGAUUAUUGGU